Molecule: messenger RNA, 183 nt
Organism: Penicillium antarcticum
Lineage: Eukaryota; Fungi; Ascomycota; Eurotiomycetes; Eurotiales; Aspergillaceae
Exons: 1
Coding region: 1-183 (60 amino acids)
Source: RefSeq, a predicted model, not a curated record
AUGGCUUUACCUCUUCCAGCAUUUCUUCUGCCGUCAUCCUCUCUCAUCCUUCCUCAUCUGACGCAGAAGGCCUUAGACACUCCAAUGAAGCUAAACAGCAACAAGACCCUAAAACGACAGAAGAAGAAACACGAGAGAGGACAGAGAUACAAGCAGAACAAAAUGGAGAAGAAGGAUGCAUAG